GUGUGGAGCCCGUCAGAACGGAGGUAGUCGCGCGGGUGUACGGUCGCCGUCAUCGUGUUCGCCGACCAAAAAACAUCGAGGACGUAACAAAAACACACAAGUGAAAUUGCAAGUUGUGUGUGUGUAUGUGUGUGUUUAGUGUGUGCGUGUUUUUUCGUCUUCUUUUUCUGUGUGUGCCGUUCGAAAAUCAAAGAAAGAAAAGGAUUACGAAUCGCCUCCCCACGGUUUCACUUCUUUCGUUCCAUUUUGGAGAGAACACUUUUGGACCUAGCGAAAGUGAUGGUGUUCUACUCGUGUCGCCGUCGUUGGUCGUCCAUUUUCCCUCUUUCAGAACUCUCUUUCGAGACUCUAAAGCUCAAGUGAAAUUGCCGACCAGGUUACGUUAGGCUUCGGAUCACUCUCUUAUCGAAUUUUUUUUUUUUUUUUCGUUCCUGGUGUGUGUGUGUGUGCGUGUGUGUACGUGUGUAUUUUGCUGGCAGCCCACAGGAAGCCAUAAGCCUCCCUUUUUUUUGCUCCUCCUCCUUUUUUUCCAGUUUCUUUUCGUGUAUUUUUCCUCUCCCCUCCUUACACGCUUCAAACAAGAAAACCAAAUAAAAUAUAAUAAAAAAAAACAACAAGAAAACAAGAGUUGCAACAAGACAUUGGAAAACAGCAGAUGACAGAGAAUGGCGGCCUCGCGCAGACCGUGCUGCACCAGCGGCGGUGGUCGUUUCGGCGUGCCGGGCAGUCUGUCAGCGAGCGACAAUGGUGGUGGUGUUAGUGGCAGCAGCAGCGGCAGCAAUAGUGUCGUCAGUGGUGGUGGUGGCGGUGCUAAAAUGAUGAUGGGUCUAUUGGGUUUAUCGGGCUCGGGCCCUGGAGGUUUCAGUGGAAGUGGCUCGGGUAUGAACAGCAGCGGGAGUAGCUCCGGCACGGGACGAACGCCCGACACGUUGCUCGACAUUUGCGCCCGUAUUGUCGCUCAACAGAUCCCCUUCCAGCGGAUCGAAGAGCGAUACGAUCGCAUUCCGGAGCCGGUGCAACGGCGCGUCAUCUUUUGGUCGUUUCCGCGCAACGAGCGAGACAUUUGCAUGUACUCGUCACUCUCCAGACCGUCGACCAAUUCUGUGGAAUAUCAAAAUUUGCCAUUUCAUCGAGGAUUGAAACUCUUGGAAUCGGGUUGCGUUGAUUCCGUUCUUCAAGUCGGUUUCCACUUGAGCGGGACGGUGACGGCACCUAAAACGUCGGGCGGUAGCCCACUACCUCCUCCUUCAUCAUCUGGCGGCGGCGGUGGCGCUGCCGGUGGAGGCGUUGUUGUUCCGGGUGGAACGACGGGAGGAGCAGUAGGAGGAGGAGGAACGGGAGGACCUCCAGUGGAAACGGAGAAGAAAUAUCGAGUCUCCGUCAGCUUCGACCGGUGUAAGAUCACGUCAGUGACGUGCAGUUGCGAAGCCAGAGACAUCUUUUGGUGUCAACACGUUGUGGCGCUGGCCUUGUUCCGAAUACGCAAUGCCGACACUGUCCGAUUACGAGUUCCGAUUUCAGAAACGUUGCUGCAAAUGGAUCGGCAGCAAUUGCAAAAGUUUGUGCAAUACCUCAUAUCAGAGCAUCACACGGAAGUGCUGCCCACGGCUCAGAAGUUGGCUGACGAAAUUCUGCAACAGCGUUCAGAGAUCAAUCGCAUUCCAGGCGCACCUGAUCCAACGGCUGGGGCUAGCGCCGAUGACGAACAUAGUUGGCACCUGGACGAGGAACAGGUCUGCGAACAGGUGCGCUCGUUCCUUUCGCAAGGUGGCUACUACAACGUCAACAAACAGCUGGUCUCCAUGUUCGCCAAGGUGAGAGAAAUGCUCAGAGCCCGCGACUCGAACGGCUCGCGGAUGCUGACGCUCAUCACCGACCAGUUCCUAGCCGAUCCGAGGCUCUUCCAGUGGAAAACGCAGGGCACGCCUAUGACGGACAAAUGCCGACAGCUUUGGGAUCAACUCGGGGCUCUGUGGGUCUGCGUCGUCCUCAAUCCCCAUUGCAAUUCAAGCGACAAGCUGCACUGGCGCCAAAUGCUUGAACGCUGGUCCCAAGUCGAUGUCUGCCCUCCAGAAGACCCCGAUUUUAGACCGCAAACGUCAUCAGGUCAAGAGAGUAACCGAUUGCGGCCCAGGAGGUCGGUUCAAGGGGACGAUACGACCAGUUCUGAGAGUUCUGACGACGACGACGAAGCCUCUCGCGAUAGACGCGGGCGAGAGGCCAGCUUAGAUCAGAGUCUUAGCAACGCCAACCGGAACGCAGCCACCGCCAACAACAACAACAACGUUAACAAUUACGUUCCAAUCGCGAGGAAUGCGAGAGGAGGACCCGUGACUGUGCGACGUCGUAGUGUCUUUCACAGAGCCAUCGACGCCAUCAGUUUGACGUGGGACAACAGCCAUCUCAAGUUAAUAUUAGCCCACGAUAACCUAUCGGCCAGCAAUGAGCCACACAGCACAAACAACAUCAACCCACAGGGACAGCCUCUUUGGCAUGAACACGUCCCGACAGCUUGUGCCCGGGUGGAUGCCCUCCGGUCUCACGGUUAUACGGUCGAAGCCCUUCGGUUGGCCGUCUCAAUCAUCCGGACGCUGAAGCAAGACCAGCUGCAGAGCCAGCAGCGAUGGGAUGAGCAACAGAGCCGAUCGUCGGUCAAGUGUACCGGAUCGUCUGUCGCUAGGAACCCAGCCUUGGUGCCUUCAGCCGCUGAGGGCUGGAUUGGACAUCCGCUCGACCCCAUCGGCUGCCUCUUCGACACGCUGGCCGAAGCCUCUCUCGUGCCCGACGAUCAGAAUCGCGGGGGCAUCAGCAAUCAGUACUACUUCGAUCCGAUCGGGCUCGGCGCGGAUGGCGAACAGAACGCGACGGCCACUCCGCCACGUUACCAGCACGUCGGAGUGUCCGGAUCGAGGGAUCGCAAUGAAUCUUACCUGACGCUGGCCACGGAAGCGGCUCUGAUAGGCCUCGGCCAGCAACGAGUCAUGCCGGCCGGCCUUUAUUCGCAGGAGAAAGCGUGCAAACAAGAGGAGCGGCUCCUUCAGAAGCUGCAAGAGAUGGAGCUGGACGCGGUGUUGGUGGCCGUGUUGCGCAAACAGUCUAUGAUGCUGCUGGAGUCGGGUCCCACGUCCGGCCUCGGUUCCGGCAUCCAUCCGGAGAGUAUACCGAUGCACACGUACGCCAAGUUUCUUUUCCUGGCACUGCUGCCUCACGACACGGAAUUAGCCUACCGCGUCGGAUUGCGUGCCAUGAGACUGCCCAUCCUGGAGGAUCACGAAGACGUGGACGACCCGGUCAACGGCAACGUCAGCUCGUUGGUGUUGAGUCGCUAUCCGCGCUGGUUCACGCUCGGCCACAUCGAAGCGCAGCAAUGCGCUCUAGCGUCGACCAUGUUGAGCGCCGCCAAGGGCGACAUUCAGCGGUUGCGGAAGGUGCUGGAAUCGGCGCAGCACAACAUUCACAGCUCGUCGCAUUUGUUCAAGUUGGCGCAGGACGCGUUUCGAUUCGCCACGCCUCAGGACGGUCCCAGGCAUCCGACGCUGCUCAACGUGGCCUUUGAACUCGGCCUGCAAGUGAUGCGGAUGACGUUGUCGUCGGUCAAUUGGCGUCGGCGCGAAAUGGUCCGCUGGCUCGUCACCUGCGCCACGGAAGUCGGUUUCGAAGCGUUGCUCUCUAUUAUGCACAACUGGUAUCAGCUGUUCACGCCCACAGAAGCUACCGGACCGGUCGCCAGCACCAUCAUGUCGCACAGUACAGUCAUGAGGCUCAACUUGAAUUACGUCCAACAGGAGGAGCUAUCCAACUGUGCCAGGACAUUGGCCCUCCAAUGCGCCACCAAGGAUCCGCCCAACUGUGCCCUCAACGCCCUCAACCUGUGCGAGAGCGCCCCCAUCAGUUUUGAAACGGCCUAUCAGAUUGUCAUCGACGCGGCCUCGCACAUCAUGACGUCCAUGCAGCUUUUUACCAUUGCGCGAUACAUGGAACAUCGCGGAUACCCUCACCGGGCUUACAAACUGGCCCUAUUGGCCAUGAAGAAUGUCCAUUUGGCUUACAAUCAAGACACACACGCAGCCAUCAACGACAUUCAUUGGGCGUGCGCGCUGAGUCACUCGCUGGGCAAGUCGGAACUGAGCACCAUGAUUCCUCUACUGGUCAAGAACGUCCAAUGCGCUACCGUCUUGUCUGACGUUCUCAGACGUUGCGCCGUCUCGGCCCCUGGCGUCGCCUCCGCCUGUCCACCCGAAGCCAAACGGCGCUGUGUCAAGCCACUCCCAUAUGAUAAAGCGCCUUUAAAACAUCUGCUUGAUGCUGCCAUUGCGGCCUAUGUCAAUACGACGCACUCGCGAUUGACGCACAUCAGUCCUCGUCACUACGGCGAUUUUAUCGACUUUCUGGCCAAAGCCCGCGAGACGUUCUUGUUGGCUCACGACGGCUUGAUGCAAUUCGGACAGCUCAUAGAAAACAUGAAAGUGGCCUACAAGGGUAAAAAGAAGCUCAUGUUCCUCGUCAAAGAGAGGUUCGGAUAAGAAUCGCCAGUCGGCGCGCCGCUGCCUCUAAAACCAUUUUUUUUUUUCUUCUUUCCACCCAAAACUCCUUUUCUUUCCCCUAUUUUCAGCCAAUAAGAGAGAAGGUGGGCGAAAUAUAUUUUUUUUUUCUUUCUUUAUUCUUCUUCUUAGUUGAUGCAUAUCUUCGUGGAAAGGCUUUUUGAUUUGUGCCUGAGGUUUUUUUGUUUUUUUUUUUGCUCCGGAAAUUUAUUAUAUUUUUUCCCUCCCUCCAUCUCUCCUCCUCUCCCUGCAACAAUCAUCAGAAACAGCCAGCCAUAGAUUUAAUCCGAUCUCAGAAAAUUUUUCUUCCCCCUUUCAUCUGUACACUAAAAUAACAUAACGCAAUAUUUUAGGUCUGGCAGUGACCUAAUCAAAUUACCUAUGUAGGCAAAAACAAAACACUGUCUCUUUGACAUGACUGACGUCAACAGCAAGCGCCGAAAACACUCGAUUCUAGGUCUUGAACGUACACAUUGCAUCAUUGUGAUAAUUUAAAACUCCCCCCUCCUCCCGCCAUCUCCGCCCUGCUUUUUUCUCUUUUUUUUCUCCAGCCUUUCAACUUCAAUCAAUUUUUAUCAAAUUUUUUUUUUUUUAAGUUUACUUAACUUUUCACAAUUGGGAAGGUUGGGUUGGGGUGCCUUCCUCCUCCAGCCCGACUCCCAAAAACUCCAAUAAGUCGAUCGAGGCCAACCAAAGAUGCAAUGGUUAAUUAUUGAAAUAAUUUUUUUUUUUUUCUUAUGAGUUGGGGGGUGGUAUGUUCGUGUCCGUCGACAAAACCAGGCCAGAAUGGGAGGAGAAUGUGGAAUGAAAGGAAGUAUUGUAUGUCUUUGUGCGUAUCACGAUUUUUUUUGUGGUCUAAUUGCGUGAGCGUUCAUCGGGUCCGAAUCCCCGCCAGAUCUCAAUUAGUUAUAUAUAUAUAUGUUUUUUUUUUGCUUAGUUGUUUGUUUAUUUUAACAAAUUUCGGUUUUUUUUUUUUUUAUUUUUGAUUUGUUUGUCGUUUUUGCCAGAUUUUUCUUUGAUUUUUAUGCGUCAAAUCAUCCGGCAAUUUAAGAAAGAAAUUCAUUUUUUUUUUAUUCAUCCGACUCCUUCAUCGAAAAUCAUAGGGCGAUCACCAUCUUUCCCAUUCAUCUACCUCAACUUCUAUCAAAAGUUGUUCCCCAUCCCCUUCCAUUCACGCAGUGAAGACAAAACAGAAUUUCUGGCAAAAAUGUCACCGUCAUUUUUUUUUUUUUUCUUCUUUUUCAUUUUCUUUCUUUUUUCACGAUGCAUAUCGAAAUUUCGAAUUUCUUUAAAAUAUUAUUAUUAGAGUAAUUUCAACAAGAAAAAAAAGAGAAAAACUUCUUAAAAAAUGAAGAAUCCUUUUUUUUUUCUUUUUUUUUUUCUUUUUUUCUUACGCAAUUUCAAUCUUGGUCAAAUGGAGAAACUGACCGAGAUCCCAUGGCGUUCAAAUUCAGGGACAUAAAUAACGUGCGUGUAUGCGUUGUGUGUAUGUCGUCGGCAGCCACAACACGAGCCCAUUUUUAGCUGAAAUGUUUUUGUACAAAAUUAAACUAAAUCGAAGGGGAAAGAAAAUCGUAAAAAAAAAAAAAAACCAGAAAAAAAAGUUUAAUAAAUAAAUUCGUCCGCGUUUUUACCGUUUGUUUCGUAUAAAACCAGAUGUAAAACGGAGAGUAAGAAGAAACAGUUUUCUGCGUCCCCUGUCUUUUCAGUUACAUGCAUAUUCUAUUUAAACGGGCCAAUAGAGUGUUAGUGUGUUCGUGUGUAGAAAUGAGCGAAAACGACGGGCAAAAAAUAGGAGAACGAAAGCGGAAGAAAAAAUAUGAUAGUAUUUUGUACAGUUUUGUUAAAAACAGAGGGGAAAGUGCUUGACAAAAUAAAUUUUGUGUUCAAUCGUUUAUACUAAGCGCGUUUUUUUUGUUUUGUUUGUUGAAUCGCUUUAAUGUCCCAUCCAUUCUUUUUUAAAUAUCCUUUCGGUACAUGAAGUCCUCCUGCUCCAUCCACCCAAACAAUCCCCCAAGUUUUGUUGUUUUUUUUUUUUUCCUGUUAUUUCUUUGUAGUUCAUUUCGAAUAUUUUUUUUUUCUUAGUCGAUGGUACCCACCGGAAUUUUCGGAUUUAUUUUGGAACGAUGUAUAAAAAUCAAAUGAAAAUAUUAACCAGAGAAAGAGAGAGAGAGAGAAAAAGCUCAGCAAAUUAUUUUGUUUUGACCUGAACAUAAAAAAAAAAAAAUUCAUUAAAUUCAUGCCGUUUGUUUUUGUUGUGUUGUCGCAAUUUUUGUCGUUUUCCUUUCCGGAAGGAAUUUUUCUUUUGAAUUUUUUCGUAUUUGAAACAAAAAGGAAAAUUUCCCCAGUUGAUUGUUUAUCCGUUUUGUUUAUGUUAUCCCGGCGGAAGCAAAACACGAAGAAAAAAAAAAAAUUUAUAAGUUCUUGGAGUAUUUGCUCUCCUUGAUGAUUUCCCCCCCCCCCUCUUCCCAUUUCCCUCUCCCUCCACUUACUCGUUUUCUUGAUUCGCCCCCCCCCAAUUAUUGUAUCAGUGAUGUCUCCCCACCUCGUACGUUUUAAUUAUUUACAUCGUCUCUUUCCCCGUUUUUUUUUUUCGUCCGUUGUUGUCGUCGUUUAAUUGAUUAAAAAUUCUUGAAAAAAAGGUCAUCCAAAUUUGUAUCAAAAAACGUUGUAAAAGUUUCGUGGCUUUUUCUGCAAAAAAAAGUGGUGAAAAUUCCUUAUUUCCUCUUUCAUAAGAAAACAAAAAUCUGCAGCAUUACAAGGAAAUGUCGAAAUCA
Messenger RNA from Daphnia magna, 7318 nucleotides. Its product is annotated as zinc finger SWIM domain-containing protein 4. The coding region runs from base 666 to 4523 and encodes 1285 amino acids. Gene Ontology annotation, molecular function: zinc ion binding. The transcript has 14 exons. NCBI's taxonomy places the organism in Eukaryota, Metazoa, Arthropoda, Branchiopoda, Diplostraca, Daphniidae. The record is from RefSeq and is a predicted model, not a curated record. Gene Ontology annotation, cellular component: Cul2-RING ubiquitin ligase complex.